This is a messenger RNA of Mesitornis unicolor (brown roatelo), 855 nucleotides long. It is a transcript of the gene KLHL30, whose product is annotated as kelch-like family member 30. The transcript is spliced from 6 exons. Gene Ontology annotation, molecular function: protein binding. The annotation marks the transcript as partial. Lineage: Eukaryota; Metazoa; Chordata; Aves; Mesitornithiformes; Mesitornithidae. The record is from RefSeq and is a predicted model, not a curated record.
CACCUGGGCUCGCUGCCUGACCAGUACCUGCAGAACCUGCUCGCCACUGAGCCCCUCGUCCGUGAUUCAGAUGCCAGCAAGGCCCUUGUGGCCCGAUCCUGCACCACGGGGCAGAGCGAUGCCGGUGCCUGGAAGCCAACUCCAGCCCCACCACAGAAGCUGGAGGAGGUGCUGGUGGUGGUUGGCGGCCGUGUGUUGGAGGAGAGCGAAGAUGAGGACGGGGGCGUGGGGAUGCCGGCUGCCCCCAGGAACUUUGCCUUCUACAACCCCAAAAGCAGACGAUGGAUGGCCCUGCCCGACUUCCCUGACUACAACAAAUGGGGCUUUUCCCUGGUGGCGCUGAACAAUGCGGUGUAUGUUACUGGGGGCUCCCGGGGGUCCCGAAAUGACACAUGGUCGACGACCCAGGCCUGGCGCUUCUGCCCCAGGGACGGCACCUGGAAGCCCAUCGCUUCCAUGCUGAAAGCCCGGACAAACCACACCAGCGCUGUCCUUAACGGCGAGAUCUACGUCAUCGGAGGGACGACGGUGGACGCGGUGGAGGUGGAGCGUUAUGACCCCUACAACAAGAGCUGGUGCGCCAUCAGCCCGGCCCUCAAGUAUGUCAGCAAUUUCGCAGCUGUCGGCUGCCUGGGCAAGCUCUACCUGGUGGGCUCCUGCGCCGUCAAGUACAACGCGCUCACUCUGCAGUGCUACAACCCCGUCCAAGAUCUGUGGAGUGCCAUCACAUCCCCCUUCAUCCCCAAGUACCUCUCGGCCCCACGCUGCGCUGCCCUGCACGGCCUCAUCUACCUCAUCGGGGACAACACCAAGAAGGUCCACGUCUACAACCCCGAGGCCAACAUCUGGCAGAAG